This is a messenger RNA of Telopea speciosissima, 471 nucleotides long. RefSeq lists its product as uncharacterized. The record is from RefSeq and is a predicted model, not a curated record. The coding region runs from base 1 to 471 and encodes 156 amino acids. NCBI's taxonomy places the organism in Eukaryota, Viridiplantae, Streptophyta, Magnoliopsida, Proteales, Proteaceae. The transcript has a single exon.
AUGCCUCAUGACUCCUUAUUUCCGGCGACUUGGAUCAGGGACCUUGAGAGGAUCUUUGACGUUCUACAAUGCAAUGACCUAGACAAGAUAAGGUGUGUCGUGUUCCAAGUCCGAGGCAAAGCCGAUGCUUGGUGGCGUUCAUCCAAGGAGAACUUUUGGGCCAAAUACCCUAAUGCUACUUGGGCACAAUUUAUCGAGGCCUUCCUUGAGAACUACUUCCCUCGGAACUUCCGUGAUAAGAAGGAGAUGGAGUUCUCGACCUUAAGUCAAGGAUCCAAGUCUGUCCUUGAUUACCAACACGCGUUCGAGGAUCUCUUCUAUUUUUCCCUGGAGCACAAGAAGGCCGAGGAUGUCAAAGCAAGAAAGUUUGAGAGAGGUUUGAGGCACAGUAUUAGCACUUCGGUGGUCCUACACAGGUACCCCACUUAUGCUGAAGUGGUGCAAGCCGCCAAGGUCAUCGAAGACCAGUAG